CUACUUGUUUCAAAUACUACGUUCUCACCCUUGAUUAUGGUGCAUUAGGGGUUGGUACCCCUGUAUAAGCAACUCUUAUUUUCUCAUUUGUUCUCUACUCUAUCGCUCGUGAAAUGUGCUUUUGUUGAAAGAAAAAAAAAAAAAAAGAAAAAGAAAAGAAAAUGAUUUUGAUUUAGAAAUAAUAUCUUUUUGAGAGCAUAAGAAAAUACAGCUACAGAAUGAAACGAUCGCUAACAGAAGAAAAUGGAGAUACAAAAAGAUCAUUUGUCAAACAAGAGUCUGUUGCAUUUACAUACGAUGGAACAUAUACGAAUUAUCCCUCAUCUACUACUUCGGCAUCUACUUCUAUUCCUCAACCUUUACCAGGACAACCACCAUUACCUCCUAUGCCUCCACCCCCUAGCGGAGUUCCACCUCCUCCUCAUGUUUUUGGACCAGUGCCUUCUCAAGUUACACCGUUACAAACAUGGGCACAAGCACCCACGCAUUGGCAAUGGAUAACUCCACAUGCCGCACCUUUACCUCAAAGAGAAAUUCAACAUAUUCAAAGAGAAAUCGCACUGAGAGGUAACUAUAUGAGAAGAGAAAGGUUCUCUCACAACAGAAAUAACAUGCACGUUCAACGAAAUAUUUUCCACCGUAAAAAUAGAAGACUAGCACGAUUUGGUCAACCCCAGGGCCAACCCCAGUUUGACCAAGCUGCAUAUUUUGGUGCAGCUUUAACAAGUGGUCUGGGUUUAGAGUGGCAAAGAAAUAAUUACACUACGUCGCCGAAUGAAACUAUUAUGAAUCAUAUGUCUGUCCCCCUUUCCAAUCAUCCCAUAACUCCCAUAACCCAAGGAAUUAUAACUGGUGGUAGACAUGGAGAAGAAAAAGGAGAUCAGGAUGUUAAAAUUGUAUUGGAAGAGGUAGUGGUUAAAAAGAAUAAACAAAGAAAGCCUAUGUCACAAAGUUACCCCAGUCGACCGUGGAAUCGUGAGGAUGCUGAAAGAGCUUUAAAAAUUGAAACAGAGUAUAAUAAGACUGUUAAAGCUCAGAGUUUGAUAAUAAAAUUUCCAGAUCCUGAUCUUAAUAAGGAUAUUGUCAGAGAAUUUCAUUCCGGUAUACAGAAUAUUCAUUUUCAAAGUCCAAGUGGUCCUAGAUAUUGUUUUAUUCAGAUGGCAGAACACGUUAAUAUCGAUGAAGCUAUUAAAGAGUUAGAAAAGAUUCCUUUUGGUAUUGGUAAUUUAAAAGUAGAAAGAAAAUCUUUACGGGAUGAAGAUAAUCCAAUGCCUGAAGAAAUCGAUCCUUACACUUUGUACAUAGGAAAUUUACCCGAAUCCGUUAAUGUGAAUGAAGUUAAAAGCAAGUUUCCGACAGCCGCUAGAGUGGACGUUGGUUAUGCACAGAAAAUGAGAAAUACACGAUAUGCAUUCAUAAGAUAUAAUAGUGUAGAUGAAUCAAUAGCGGCUUAUAAACAGGCACACGAUUUGAUGUGGGAUACAAGAAGUAUUAUUGUAAGAUUCAGAAGACAACGUGGAAAUACAUGUCUUCCAGGAGAGCCUAAGCCUAAUGUAAAGAAAGUUAAAGAAGAACCUAGUAAUACUUCACAAGCGAAAGAACAAAAAGUAAACAAUAAUGAAAAGAAAACAACACAGCAAGAUAACAGUAGUGGGGAGAAUAGAUUGCAAGAUAAUAUUAAGACACAGGGUAAACAAAAUAAUCAAACUCAGCAGCAAAGUACUGAUGCACAAUCUUCUCAAUUACCUGCAUCCGUGACGUCUGUUAAAACGGCACAACAACAACCAUGGACAUCGCAAUCACCGCAAAUACCUUCGGCAUCUGAAGCACCACCUCCAUGUCCAUCAGAAACCGAAACAGUGCCAGAAACGAUAAUAUUAACAGAUAUUAAAGAAGAACCGGAGGAUUAUGAGGAAAUGGAUAUGGCAUGUUUACCAUCUGACGAUGCUGAUGAUGAUGACGAUGAAGACGAAGAAGAUUUAGAUGAUGACGACGAUGACGACGACGACGACGACGACGACGAUGACGACGACGACGACGACGACGACGAUGAUAACGAAGAAGAGGAAGAAGAUGAGGACGAGAUCGAUCAUGCUGAAAAUUUAAUAUUUAAUACCAAACAGCAGCAUACAGUAAAAGAUACAGAACCAUCUGAUCAUCUUGAUCAAAUGUUUAAUGAACUGGAAAAUAUGGCAAGCGACAUUGGGUUUUAAUAACACAAUUAAAAUCACAUUAUAUGUUAUAAUGAUCUCUAAUAAGAAAAUGUUGCAAACCAUCUUUAACAUACCGUAUGUAAAUAUCAAUAAUUGUAAAACGUAACAGGUGAGACUGCAUUUGUUUAAGUACAAUAUUAUAGAUUAAGUGAAUUUACAUAUAUAAGUUCUCAUAAAGUAUAAGUUUUUACCAAGAUUCCAAUUUUAAGUUCAAACUAUGCCUGCAUGAAAUAAAUUCAUGAUGCCAAACGAGUACAAUUAAAUAUCUUACGAAUAUUUUAUUUUAUACGAAAGACUUGUUGUAUAUUAUCGUUUUAGUUGCCCGAGAAAUCAUUAUUUUUCUGUAAAUAUUUUUAUUAAUAACGAAAGCAACCGUGUCGGAUACUUACGCACAUAACUAGAUUGAAAUUGCGCUAGAAUUUUAUAUCUAUAGAAAACUAUAGAAUCAUUUUAUAGGAUAAAAUGAAUUAUAGAAUAUAAUAAAUCAUUGCGACUAUGUUUGCAAGUGAAUCUUUCGCAUUAUGAUGUAAGUAGGCUAACGAUGAUUAACAAUGAUAUCGAAAUAAAAUUUCAUUUGAAAUAGUUUAUUUAACAAUUACGAGUUACCACAUUAUAAUGUCAUUUUUCAUUAGUAAA
Vespa mandarinia (Asian giant hornet) is the source of this 2849-nucleotide messenger RNA. RefSeq names its product RNA binding domain-containing protein painting of fourth (gene Pof). The record is from RefSeq and is a predicted model, not a curated record. Gene Ontology annotation, molecular function: RNA binding. Lineage: Eukaryota; Metazoa; Arthropoda; Insecta; Hymenoptera; Vespidae.